Messenger RNA from Aspergillus heteromorphus CBS 117.55, 1274 nucleotides. RefSeq names its product WD-repeat containing protein SWD2. Gene Ontology annotation, cellular component: Set1C/COMPASS complex. Gene Ontology annotation, molecular function: chromatin binding; protein binding. Lineage: Eukaryota; Fungi; Ascomycota; Eurotiomycetes; Eurotiales; Aspergillaceae. The record is from RefSeq and is a predicted model, not a curated record. Bases 89 to 1189 code for a protein of 366 amino acids. The transcript has 3 exons.
UUACUUUGUACGCUUAUAUCUCGCGGAGGAACGAGGUCCUGAGAACGAGAACCAGAACUGAGGAAGCCGCUGGUCGCCAACGUCCCUCAUGGCGGAAAGUCAACCCCAGCCGGCGGCGCAGCCGCAGCAGCCCAUGCUCCAGUGCCAGAAGGUAGCGGAUAUCGCUCGCAGCUACCGUCCUACCAAGGCAUUCCGGCCCCCGAAGGACGCUUCCAAUUACGUGACCUCGUUGGACUUCGAUGACCAGGGCGACUUCUUGGUGGCGUCCGGCGAUGACGAUACUAUCCUGGUCUUUGACAUCAAGGAGGGCAAGUCGACCAAGUCGGUUCCCAGCAAGAAAUACGGCGCCCAUCUGGCCAGGUUCACGCAUCACACGCGCCAGGUCCUCCACGCGAGCACCAAGGUCGACGAUUCACUGCGUUUGCUGGACCUCCACAACGAAGGCUAUAUCCGCUACUUCUCGGGCCACGACGACAAAGUGACCUCCCUGUCGGUCUCUCCUGGCGGCGACUCGUUUGUCUCGUGCUCCAAGGACAAUACGGUCGCAAUCUGGGAUCUUGGCUCUAGAAAUGCGCAGGGGAGGCUGAAGCUCGCGACGCCCUACCUUGCGGCAUUCGACCCCUCCGCCUCCGUCAUCGCCAUUGCGUCGCAGUCGACCUCCUCCGUCAUGCUCUAUGACUUCCGAAACUACGACAAGUCCCCUUUCUCCACAUUCGACCUCGCACCUCACGAGGAGCGGUUCACUCCCUCGACGCGCGGCCGGGCGUGGACUCGCCUCGAGUUCUCCAACGAUGGAAAGCAUCUGCUGGUCGGAACCGACUAUCACGGACAUUUCAUACUGGAUGCGUUUGAGGGUACCGUCCGGGCUUUCUUGGUGGGCAAGGCUGGGUCUCCCGGUCGGGCUGCCCCGGUCUCGACCACAGGGAAGCCUCUGGGUCAGGGCGAUGCCUGCUUCUCACCUGACGGACGCUACGUGUUCGGGGGCUCGGGCGACCAUUCGGACCUUCUUGUCUGGGAUAUGCAGCAAGCCCCGGAUCCCAACGGUCUCCUCCAGCCCAUGGUCAAGCUGCCGCACCGGGGCCGCACCGCCAUCCUCGAGUACAAUCCCCGUUACAAUAUGAUCGCUUCUGCCGACAAGGAGAUUGUGUUCUGGCUCCCGGAAGAUACCUCUCGUACUUCGGAGAAGUAGGCGCCGGCAACUUCUGGCACCAGGCGGCUGAGAUACAAGCUCUUCUCGGCGGUUCCUGUUGCCCUUGGGAAGUUCGGAGUCCGGG